Messenger RNA from Didymodactylos carnosus, 2886 nucleotides. Lineage: Eukaryota; Metazoa; Rotifera; Eurotatoria; Philodinida; Philodinidae. The record is from the annotation of a GenBank genome assembly.
CUGUAUCAUCAUUGUAGCAACUAGCUCGCGUGCAGAUGCCACAACUAAAGACUUUCUCGAUUGAAUAAGAAGUUAACAGUCGCAAGCUUAUCUUCCUAAUGCGUAAGCAAGUUUACGUCAUAGAGAAUUAAGCUUAUUAACUUUUCUAAUCAAUUUGUUUACAAAUUAUAUAAUGAACAAUAACUAACAGCUCCUAUGCUGCAAGAACUGGUAACCAGUUCCAGUUCUUUUGAAAAGAACUGGUCGUAGUUCGCGUUCUUUUGAAAAGAACUGGUGACCAGUUCCCGUUCAAAAGAACGGAACUGGAACUAUCCCAUCCUUACUCCCUUUUGUAACUAUUUUGCAUAGUGUUUGUCUUUUUUAUUUUAUUGUGUCGAAAUAAAAGAAAUGUUUUGAUUUUCUAUGUUGUUCUGAAUAAAAGUUGUUUGUUUCCCUCUAUAAAUGUAAUAACAUUUUAAUAGAAGUCAGAAACAAAUCUAAUGUUUUAUGUAGAACACAACUUGCUUGGUGUAAGAUGAUCUUCUAGUUAUGUUUUUCAACUUCGAAAAUGUUAGAUACUGACUUUCAGGGCUAUCAUUACUCAUCCUUUUUACAACAACGAUUUGUUUACAAACAAUGAAAUAGCCGCCCUGCAAAAGAAAUACCAGAACGUCUUACAAGAGUUCAGUUUUUAAUUAAUACAGAAUAAAAGCAUCAUUCAGUUUUAAGAUAAAAAAAUGUGCGCUCUGAUACUUGCAAGAUAUGCUGCGCAGAGACUUACACCACCCCACAACGCAUGACUAUCUCUUUAGACUCCAUUGACAGCUUUAAAAAUUUUCACCUCUUUGAUUAAAUGUUCGACAAAUAUGCGUUUUUGUGAAAGAUGAUAGUUAAAUAAGUUUUUGAAUGACGCUGGGAACUGUCGCAUUUCGUUUCGACGGACUGGUGUUAAUAGACUGGCACCAUUGGCAAGUCCUUUGUCGCAAAGUAGCCUUGUGUGUGGUGGGAUUGGAGGUACGCCAUUAUGACGAAGCGUCACACUGUCGUGAACUCAGCCAAUGUAACACGAUUUAAAAAAGAUGAAUUUUCGAUUGGUUGAUACGAUGAUUAUAGUUCCUAAACAAUGAUUUUUGUUUUUUCCAGUAUAAUACAGCCGCUGAUGACGACCUAGACAGACAAACACGAAUGUAAGAACGGCAGAAAACCGCAAAUUGUUCUGCUUGCUGUUGUUGUACAGAAGCUUUUUUUUAAGCAAGGAUAUUCUGAUACAUCUUUUUCAUAUACGUGCCGUGCCACACGGCCCGUUAGAUGUAUUUUUUAGAAAAAAUGAAGUUACCGAGUCGUUGAAUUCUGUGUCUUAUUCCGUCAACAUAACCGACAUAUCGUCCAAGUACGGGAUUCCAUAAUAUUAAUUCGUUCCAUACUUAUGGCGUAAUUCGGCCAUACUAUCAUCGAAUUUAAUGCUUGUACUAAAACCGGUAGAAAGAAUAUUCUAAAUCUAGAUAUUUUCACUCUUGACACUCCAAACAUUAAACUUAAUAAAGGAUACGUGGAAUAAGUUCUAAGCCAAAUCAACAGGAGAAGCAGCACAUUUGCGUCGAUACGGUUUGUGUUAAUUCUUCUCUUCAAUAAAUUCAUUUUCCGUAAACUACAUUGGACAAAUGUUGGAUAAAUGUCUCGAAAUGCUUCGAGGGGUAUUCCAGUUAGAUCACAAAAUCUCCUUGGCGUAGGACCGAGUUCAGCGACAGAUCACUUAACGAUCGGCGUUCAUACUGAUCCAUUGGCAUCGUGAUAUAGUACAUCGUCAAUUGAGGUAGUUGUGGAACAAAAUUCAAAAAAUACUGAAGUUGAUUUAGUAUUAUGUUGAAGUGUUCAUGCUGAUCAGCUUCUAUUUGACGGACUAAUAGAGCCAAAACGUCCAGAAUAGCAGCGCGGAAUGUCAGUAUACGAAUACUAUGUUGAAUAACGACGAGGUUUUGUAUAUUAUUAGUUAAAUCCAUCUAGAGUCUCUUAGCAUAAAUAUCCGAAAUAUAGUUGAAAAAAACAGGUUAUGACAGUGUGAUACGUGUUGAAGAUUUCUUUUAGAGAAUAGUAAAGAUGAAUACUAGUACGGAAAGAAAGAAACGUAGUUAUUUGAAAACAUCGGCAUUAGAAAUCAAUUUGGUGACUGAUUUGUCUGAUCAAGGAACAGUAGCUCCCAAACAAAUCGGUGAAUCAAUUAUGAGAGGUGGACAUGGCAAUAUCUGAUUUCAUUAUUUAUCAUUAACAACACAAAGUGCUGCGAAACGUGUCAAUGGAAUAUUAACAGCAGCUGCACGAAGUGUUGGACGAACUCGUUUAAAUGAUGCAUUGACAUCUACACAACAACCAUACGAUACAGAAGAUUAUCUGACUUAUGCCGAUGAAAAUACUUAUUAUGUAUCAUCGGCUGCAGAAGAUAGAGAUAUGAAUGUUGAAACAUUACUUCAAUUAAUGAUACAAGAGCGAGAACAACAAAAACCGCGACAGCCACUUUCUCAAGUAUAUGCAACCAAAAAGAAUGAUGCGACGUAUUAUUCAAAAUUGUAUUCGAACACCAACACAAACGCCUAUUCGACUGCCAUCUCAAAUAACACAACAAAUUUACCGGUACAACAAUCAACAGUAGCAGUAGCAGUGUCACCAGAAGAACCACCUAACAGAGAAGAACGUUCAAAUAUUGAAGAUAAGUGGUUGAAUAUUCAAGACGAAUGUUUACUUAUUGAAAGUGAUCACUCAAAUAUUCAACAACGAACACAAGCAAAUACAAAUGAAGCACCGAUGCCACGUGAAGAUCCAUUGUCAUCAACAUCUGCCAUUGAUAACUUGAAAUCAAAAUCAAAUAACGAAGUUUCAACAAGAGGACAACAAGAGCAUAUUCAUCGUUAG